CUUGUACAAAUCCCUCUCCAUCACAUGGGGGCAAAGUCUGCGAGGGAUCGGGACUAGGCUUUGUCAGCUGCAAUGAACAUUCAUGUGAAGGUGUUUAUAGUAUCUAUCUAGUAAUCUCAGAACACAAUCGUGCGUGUAUAGAACCGUUUACACAUCUCUUGAAUUGUGGGUAUCAAUCUAUUUUGUGUUAGCGGAAAUUCUUAUUACUCUUAGCUGUGGAGUUGCGCGUGUGGGUGACAAAGAUGUAGACGUCCGCGUUUCGGUGACAAAAGAUGUAGGCGUGUAGGGUUCGGGGCCUGGUGUAUGCGUGUACUAGCUGAUGUAGGCGUGUUCUAGCUGAUGUAGGUGUGUACUAGCUGAUGUAGGUGUGUACUAGCUGAUGUAGGCGUGUACUAGCCGCGUGUUGGUGACUAAGAUGUAGGCGUCUAUGAUUCCUAACAACUUUUGCUUAAUUUAUCAUCUCUUUACCUCAUUGCAUAUCAAUUAAUUAAGGGAUGCUGUCUAAUGACGUCUAAUGACGUCUGACAGGAGCUGAUUGUGUCAAACCACAACGGAUAUGACGUUUUGGUAAACACUUAAGUGGGUCCACCCAGGAGUAAGUAGUAACAGGAAGUGGUCAGUGCUGGUUCCAAAUGGGGUGCCAAUCUACUUGAGAUCAAGUCUUCUUGUUUAGAACAAGUCAGGUAUUGUUUGUUCUCUUUCACGCUUUGCAUAAGCGUCAUCAGUGUGGCAGAGUAGACCACAACUGUAACCACUUUUUGAAAUCUUACCAGUGACAUAGCAAAACGGAAAUGAGGGUGAUGUAUUAGGAGAUGGUGAAAGGAAACUAUGCUCCAUUAGUUGUGAUUCAUGGCGGAUUUGGGAGCUGGUCAAACUGGUCGUCAUGCAGUGAAACGUGUGGAGGUGGGCAAACCCUUCGAACAAGGCUUUGUAGCAACCCGACUCCUUCCACUGGAGGAAGACCAUGUGAAGGGAACUUUUUAGACGUUGGCGUUUGCAACAGCAUUUCUUGUUCAGUUGAUGGUGGUUGGACAGAGUGGACAGAUUUUUCACAAUGUACUAAGUCAUGUGGGUUUGGCUCUCAAAUACGGUCAAGAACAUGUACGAAUCCAGAGCCAAAGCACGACGGCAAACCUUGCUUUGGACCUAGAGAAGAAGCAAUAGAGUGCAUCAUUGUUGAUUGUCCAGGUAACAAAUGCGAAUCACUUCUUUCGCCAAAUAACGGCAACGUUACAACUCAGAAGAUACACACUACUGUUAUUGCAACGUACUCUUGCGAGUCAGGAUAUCUAUUGAAAAACGGAGACAGUACUAGAAUUUGUUUGCCAAGUGGGCUGUGGAGUGGCACUCAUCCAUCAUGCGAAGCGUUUUGUGAACCUCCUCAACUCACAAAUGGAUACCUUGAAUUUAGUGACAAUAAUGAAGUGCAUGACGUUAACAGUACAGUGACGUAUCAUUGUGAUCAAGGUUAUGAGUUAUCUGACGACAAGCAGAAAACAAGAAGAUGCCAAGAAAACAGAAAAUGGUCAGGAACUGAACUAACUUGCACUCAAAUACAAUGCCCGGAUAUCUCUAAUGAAACUAUCAAAGAUGGCAGUAUUCUUAGCUCUCAUAGACUGGUUGAUUCUAUUGCCGUGUACGAAUGCAUUCGAGGAUACCGCAUUGUUGGAGACAAAACAAGAGUAUGCCAAUUGAAUGGCACAUGGUCGGGCAAUCCUCCAAUAUGUCAAGGAAGCAAAUGCGAUUCACUUGCUUCACCAACUAACGGCAACGUUACCAUUCGAACGGUACAUACCAUAGUUAUCUCGACAUACUCUUGCGAGUCAGGAUAUCGAAUAAAAAACGGAGACAGUUCUAGAGUUUGUUUGCCAAAUGGGCUGUGGAGUGGAAAGGAACCAUCAUGUGAACCUUGCAGCUGUUAUUCUACUCAAACACGUCAAGAUGCCAAUAAGAAACGACAUGCUGUUGUUUUAGUGCAAAUAACUUCUUCAGCCCAAGAAAAGAAUGGACAAGUAUCAUACAAAGCUAAAGUUAAAAAGGUCUGCCGUGCCAACAAGGCAAUAGCACACAAGAUAAAGUCUGGAAAUGUUGCUUCACUUGCUGUCACCCAGCAAACUCAACAUGGAACGUGCCGAUGUCCCUACUUUCAGGAAAAAGUUAUGUACAAAGUAGGGGUCAAGGUCAACGGAAAAUCCGGGGAAAAAUGGCAACUUGAAGUGCCACAAAACUUUUAUGUGGCAGAAUCAACAAUUUGCUAAAAGAAGAAAGCAGCUAUAUUUGCUAAUGUCAGUUGUCUUGAUAGUAACAAAGGAAUGGAUGCUGAUAACUUUCAUUAAAUAGUAUGAAAUUAUGACCACUUCUAAAUUUCUUUCAACGAAUAGUAACG
Messenger RNA from Corticium candelabrum, 2386 nucleotides. Its product is annotated as P-selectin-like. Bases 813 to 2258 code for a protein of 481 amino acids. NCBI's taxonomy places the organism in Eukaryota, Metazoa, Porifera, Homoscleromorpha, Homosclerophorida, Plakinidae. The record is from RefSeq and is a predicted model, not a curated record. The transcript is spliced from 9 exons.